Scatophagus argus is the source of this 3791-nucleotide messenger RNA. RefSeq names its product cerebellar degeneration-related protein 2-like. Lineage: Eukaryota; Metazoa; Chordata; Actinopteri; Scatophagidae. The coding region runs from base 187 to 1581 and encodes 464 amino acids. The record is from RefSeq and is a predicted model, not a curated record. The transcript is spliced from 7 exons.
CCGGAGUGUCAUCAGCAGUGCCUGUCUGUCUGUCUGUCUGUCGGGAGACGAGCGCGUACCGGUGCCGGCUGCUGCAGGCGGGCAGGUGGCGGCGGGAGGGAGGCGGACUGAACCGUUUGUCGCCGUUAAUUAAACUCACUUUCCGUCCAGUUUAAAUGAGCCUCCUGACUGAUUUUGACCGCGAAGAUGCUGACAGACGUGAUAGUGGAGGAAGAAUUUGAGAUCAAGGAGGAGGAACCGUGGUACGACAAGCAAGACCUUGAACAUGACCUGCAGCUGGCCGCCGAGCUCGGGAAGUCUCUUCUGGAGCGGAACAGGGACCUGGAGCAAAGGCUGCAGCACAUGUACUCCACCAACCAGGAGCAACUGCAGGAGAUUGAGUACCUGACAAAGCAGGUGGACCUCCUCCGGCAGGUCAAUGACCAGCACGCUAAAGUGUACGAGCAGCUGGACGUGUCGGCCCGAGAGCUGGAACAGAGCAACCACAAACUGGUUCUGGACAACCGGACGGCCCAGCAGAAGAUCCAAGGGCUGACAGAAACGGUGGAGCUGCUGCAGACGCAGGUGGAGGAGCUGCAGCAUCAAGUGGAGGAGCUGAAGUUGGGUCCUUGUCAGCCUCAGAAGCCUCUGGGCGGUGAGAAGUGGCCACCUCGCAGCACUCGGAGUGUGUCCUGCCUGAAAGAGCUGCAAAACACGCUCAGGUACGACUGUGACUCAGACAAACCAUCAGAUGGCUUCAAGUCCUCCGACGUGUCGUGGCAUGAGGAGGAGCAGGCGUCACUGCAACAGUCUCUCCGCACCCUCCAGACUCAGUUCGCCAGCGAGCGCGCUCGGAGGGAGGAGUCGGAGCGAGGGGUCGAGCUGCUCGCCAGUGAAAAUGCAGCGCUGGAGCAGCAGCUGGCAGGGAUGGAGGGCUGUCAGGCCAGGGUGGCUGAGCUGGAGUGUGAAGUCGAGGAGCUUCGUCAGCUCUGGAAAUCAGAAUCCUCUACAAGAUCCACCAGGCUGGACAUCAUCCACAGCCUGCUGCCCAGCUCGAUGCUCCUCAACCCGGAGGAGGAGAGCGAAGGAGGCGGGGCCACAGCGAAAACCCCUUCGGUCCUGAAGCGCUGGGACAGUGAGCGGCUGAUGAGGGUGGCGCAGAUGCCCGAUUCUCCCGACAGGAUCUACGACCACGAGUGCUCCUGUGUGCGCCGAGCCGAGGUGGUGAAGUAUCGUGGGAUCUCACUGCUCAACGAGGUCGACGCCCAGUACAGUGCUUUGCAGGUGAAGUAUGACGAGCUGCUGCAACGCUGCCAGCUGGGCCUGCAGGAAGAAGAGCAGGACGUCCACAUGUCUGUCCAGACAGCACCCUCUGCUGCCGCUUGUCCAGCUCUGACAGACAUGGAGGACUUUGAGGAGGACCUUCACCAACCGGAGUAUAAGGAGCUUUUCAGGGAAAUUUUCUCCCGCAUUCAGAAAACCAAAGAGGACCUGAUUGAAAACAGAGGAGGAGCCUCAGCUGUUACAGAGGGACUCUUUGGGUUGACUUUUACAGCAGCUUGUAAAACAAACAAACUCUCCACUUUACCAUAUGUUAUUUGACCAGGCAAGGUGAUUGCCAUGCAAAAGGGUUAAGAGAUAAGAGUGAUACAGGAACAAGAAGACACCACCAAACACCACCAGCUCACGUCUCAGAUGUGGUUUACUUUGCACAGGAACACCAGUGCCUAACGCUGCCGACGUCUCUUCUGUACAAUCACUCUACCUCACUUUGCACAACCCUGCUCACAAGCAAGCAGCUGAGGGAAACGUCUCUGGGUCUUCUUUUCAUGAGCUGCAUCAGUAACACUUUAUUUCAUGGGUCCCACAGUUUCCUAUUAAGUUCUAACAAAGAAACUCGCACAUGAAUGUAAAUUUUCCAAUAGCUUUCCUGGAAAAGACAGAGAUAGAAACAUUUUCAUGUAAACUAUUUCAAUUAAUUGUUGACUAAGUCAGUUGAACAAACUGCAAAAUACUAAAUUUAUUUACAUUUAAUUGUAUACAAUAAUCCAACAGUUCAGUUUAUAUAAAAAAAUUCUUUAUUGCUCAUUGUCUAUAUUUUUAAUUUUGCCAGAAAAGUCUGUUUGUCAGAGCUACAAAACUCAAACAUACAUUGAAGUUUACUCUCAUAGACUACAAAAACCAGCAAAUGGCGAUUAUCUAAAGUGGUGCUGUUUUAUUUUGUGUUAAUCAGUUAAUCUACCAGUUACCAGAUUGCUGCAGCUGUAACUGAUAGUUUGACCUGUAAAGUCUAAACUCAGUAUAUACAAUGACUUGACAAUCCAACAGUAUGAAAGGCCCAUUUUAGCUCCGUGUUUGGUCUCUACCACCUCAUGAGGGGAAAAUCUGCCUUUGUAGCUCAGCAAAAUGCUCUACAGCUAGCUGUUAGCUGUGUCUCUGUUGCUGGAGGGAAAAGUGCACUGCAGCUUUUUCAAGCUUUUUAACUGUGAAUGGCUGCCUGCUGCUGCCUUUCACACAUUACAAACAUAUUAAAUGUGAAUACUUCAAGCCUGAUCAGCUGCUUCUCUACUCUACUCUGCCCGUAGAUUAGUCCCAAAGCCCAGGAAUCUUCUAAAAAAUUAUUAGAAAAUAUGGGAACCAUAAAAUAAAUUGUUACUGCUGUAUCUGCUGUGCAUUUUGUUUACUGAGCCUCUAUGAUUUAAAUGUGAACUUUUUAAUUUAUUGUUUGCUUUGCAACUAUAUGAAAAAUGUAGCUUUCUUGGUGAGCGUUUCACCUGGGACCUAUAAGGGUGACCAGUAGGUGUAAUGUUGGUGAAGGAGUCUAUGUUGAUAGAAGUUAAAACAGGUGAUACAAGGUGCUAAAAUAUAAUUAGGAAUUUUGUUUUUGUAAUAGUGACAUUUCUGAAAAAGAAAAAAAAAAGCAAUAAACAAAACUACACUUUAGUAUACCGAUAGGUUAGGUGACUGUGACUGGAUGUUAUAUUAAAGGGCAGUUCUGAGGUUUACCAGAAGACUUGAUAGCAUAACUCCUGAUGUAUCAGCCUCAUUAAGCCAUGUGUGAUUAUGAGCUUUUCUCAGCAGCACUUCUGUUGCUUCUGCUGCCUGAUGUCCUUGUGAAGCUUAAGACUGUGCACAUAGUUUUUAGAUGAUCUAUAAAAUCACAUUGAGAUGCACUUUAGGAUUACACACGUAUCGUCUACGCUCUGCUGAUGCUUCACGUCUGUCUUAUGUGAUGUGCUACCAGACCCGAAUAAUCUGCUGUCUGGAUUUAUGUGCUUCUAUGUGUUUCAUGACAUGGUUUAUGUUGUUGCUCUGAGCCAUAAAACAUGAAGCAAGCUGAGUCAGCACGUCUUUUUUUUUUUUUUUCAUUAGUCAUUAAACCUUAUUUAUAGUGGCGCUGUCACACUUGAACAUCAUGAAUCACUGGUAGGCUUUGACCUUUACAUAAUACAUUUUGUUUCAUCUAAUGUAAUGAAACCGCUUUGAUGUCAGCCCUCGCUUUUAAAUCAACGCGUAACGAGGAAUAAUUUCUUCCAUCUCGCCUCAAAGAAAGAUUUUUCUCUUCAGAGAUGGUUAAAGCCGUGUGUUUUUAGACAAUACUGAUGUACAUACAGUUAAUGACUACAACAGAGACAAAAAAACAUGACAAGUUGAAAAACAAAUUACAGCUGUCAUCAUUUGAUGUACUCCUAAAUUUAGCCUCAAAAUAAAAAACAAUUUAAUCACAUUUUCGCUCUUGUAGGUUUAAGUCUUCUGUCGCUGUUAUUCUGUAUAUGAAAGGUUGGGAGUUUGUCCUGGAUGCAGAGACACUU